CGAGUAACGACCCCCGCCAUGAACACGCACUCCCCCCCCCUCCUCGGCCUCCAGGCGCUCGCCGUCUCCCCGCCCGCCUACCCGCCCGCCUACCGCUACAACCCCGUGUUCGGCGCCCCCCCCGCCGCCAGCCCAGACUGGUCCCCCGCGAACAAGCGCAGCUCCCGUGGCCUGCCUAAUAACUGGUACGACCCCCACGAGUACCGCCCCGACGUCCCCUCCCCGCCCCCCACCCUCUCCCCCCCCUCCUCCGCCCCCAACCCCCGCCAGCCGUACCCGUACCAGCCCUACCCCGACGGCGCCUUCGCCACGCCCAUGGACAUCGUCCGCACCCCCUCGCCCCCCAUCGGCUACGCGCCCAUCGGCUUCGCGGGCGCCUACGCCGUUUCCCGCCAGCACCCGCAGGCGUCCCACCCCGCCGACGGGUGGAGGAACGGCUACGCCAUGCCCGCCAUCCCCACGCAGGACGACGAUGUCAUCCCGACCGCCAUCGUGAUCAAGAACAUUCCAUUCGCCGUCACCCGCGAGACACUGCUGGGCGUGAUGGAGUCCCUUGGCGCGCCGCUCCCCUACGCAUUCAACUACCACCACGACAACGGUGUCUUCCGCGGACUGGCGUUUGCAAAUUUCCGCGCGCCAGACGAAGCAGCGAGUGUGGUUGCCGCGUUGAACGGGUACGAUGUCCAGGGGCGGAAACUGCGGGUCGAAUACAAAAAGGUCCUGCAGCCCGGCGAAAAGGACAAGAUUGAGCGGGAAAAGGCGUUGAAGCGGAUGAGGAGUUUGCAGUUUGACCGUAAAGAGAUGCCUCCUCCGCUCACCCUUCCCACCAGACACCAGCAGCCCCCGACGCUCGCCGGCUACGACCAGUCGCCACCCCAUUCCGCAUCCGCCGCGUCGACCAACUCCAACUCGCAGGCCGACAGUCUCCCGUCCACGCUCGACAUGAACGACCCCAUGACGCUUGACAUUUACUCCAGGGUCUUGGUCUUCAAAGAAGACCGGAUGCGGGACGAGCUCGCGUUCUCAAAGAACCUCUCCCCGACCGAACGUCGUAUAGUCCAUCUCGUCGCGCAAAGGCUUGGACUCACAAGCGUCACCCGUGGCGAGGAAGAACAGUGCGUCGUGGUCACCCGCGAACCGCAACGUCCCGCCCUCCUGUCGACCACCUCUCUCACAUCCCCCACCUACCUCCUCCCUUAUGGCUCCCAACAAAAUUCCGCUUCCUCUAGCGGCGGCGGCGGCGGCGGAUCGGGCGACCCGUCACCGAAUUUGAGGUACAAGAAAUCCAUGCCCGACUUGCGAGGCUUCAACGGCCCCGCCGUAGCGCGUGAUCCUGCGAGGAGCUUGAACCCACAGAGAAGUUCAGGAAACAUUCGAGAGAUGGGUAGAGAGUAUGCGAGCAUGGGCGCAGUCGGAGGAAGGAGGUUGAACGGACAUGCUUCCGCAGCGACGCUGAAUGUCAACGGCCAGAAUCAUCCCUAUGGAAACGGGAGCGGACGAGAACAAGGGUAUGGAGCGUUCAACGGCCUGUUUGGAAACUCGGUCAAUGAUAUCCCGCCCGUCCCGCCUCUUCCCAGUGGAUUGGGGAUGCAUAACAAAAUGUACUCCGUCAGCAGCGUCCAUAAUGUGAACGGGAUCGGCCAUGGCCAUACCCACUCCCAUUCAUAUUCCCAAACCCAUUCGCAUGCGCAGAAUGGACGAGUUUCGCCCGAGGACUUGCUCUCCCCAACUUCUACCACCAGUUUCUCGGGACAGCAGCAAAUACCCUCUCCCCAACCUCAGCCUUCUCAAUCCCAGCAGUCGCAGUCCUCCCAACCUCCAUCAUCUCAGACCGCUUCUCAGUCCCAGUCCCAGUCCCAACCACUUCGCAACCCGCGUGGACCAGCCGGCGAAUCCCGCGGAUUCGGCGGUACCCAGUCAUCUCUCAACGGUAUCAGUGGCCUCGGCGGUCUGAAAUCUGUGGCGAGUAGGAACAUGUUGGGCGGCGGCGGCAGCGGCGCCGGUUCGGGCUCCGCCCCCGGUCCUCCCGGUUCAGUUAUCGGUGGAGCGCCCGUCUCGUCUUCGCCCGCUUCGACAGGUAGUGCGAGCGUUGGAACCGGAGGGUACGAGAGGGAUACAGAGGAAACGAUGAGGACGAGGGAGAAUUUGGAUAUUUAAUUGUUAAUGUCUCGUACAUCUUUUUUUCUUUUUCAACAGAGAACUUUUCCCUUCUUUUUUAUGCCCCUUCAACACUAUUAUUAUUAAUCAUCUGUUGACGUUCAAUGUCCCUCGCAACGCAAGUACGCUAGAAUACGCUUCUCAUGCCCCAACUCAAUCUUGCUACGAAUUUAUAUAAAAAAACAAAGACGCCAUUCGCCAUUCGCCAUUCCACUUUAUACCUUUUUUUUCCCUCUUUUACUUUUUUCUUUUCCUUGGACGUGCCGGGGCGGAGGGAGAGGCAAACGGGAUGAUUUUGGGGCACGGGGCGAAACAAUGAAAAAAAAAAAAAAAACGAAACGAUGAAAUGAUCAAGACCAAACAACAUCUUAUCUAAACAACUAGAUACCUCUGUUGCCUUUUUAACGACAUUCCAAAUGUAGUUCUUUUAUAUCUUUUCACGGCGACGAUUUGACAAGAUGCUUUUUUCUUCUACAGUACUUUUGCCUCUUACUGAUCUCAAAUUAUCCAUCACCUUUUCUUGCACGAUUGAUUUUACCUAUCUAUACAUACAAUG
Messenger RNA from Cryptococcus deneoformans JEC21, 2713 nucleotides. Its product is annotated as cytoplasm protein, putative. Gene Ontology annotation, cellular component: nucleus; cytoplasm. The transcript is spliced from 3 exons. The coding region runs from base 19 to 2157 and encodes 712 amino acids. Lineage: Eukaryota; Fungi; Basidiomycota; Tremellomycetes; Tremellales; Cryptococcaceae. The record is from RefSeq and is a predicted model, not a curated record. Gene Ontology annotation, molecular function: mRNA binding.